AUGUCCAGGGAAACUUAUCCAAAUCUAGAAGAGGUGGAAAUCCCUGAUUUUCAGGACACUAGUAAUACUGUUCCGGAUCUUGAUGAUCUAGAAUUAGAGUAUGACCAAUAUAAAAAUAAUGAAAAUAAUGACGCAUUUAAAGAUAAUGACUUGGAGAGCAAUUCUGUUGCAAAGCCCAACGCAGUAGGCAAUGGCAAAGGUGCAAAAGGCUCAAAAAUUGAGUAUUUCAAUCCUUCGGAUGUCUCAUUGUAUGAUAAUUCAGUUUCCCAAUUUGAAGAGUCAACCGUAUCGUUAAAGGAAUACUACGAUCAUAGCAUACGGUCGCAUCUUACUUUGAAAGGAGCACGCGAUUAUCUUAAGAGUGUCUUCCCAAUUAUCAACUGGCUACCACAUUAUAAUUUCAACUGGUUUACAGCUGACCUCAUUGCAGGUAUCACCAUUGGUUGUGUUCUUGUGCCACAGUCCAUGUCUUAUGCGCAAGUUGCCACGCUACCAGCGCAGUAUGGGUUGUAUUCUUCAUUUAUUGGUGCAUACUCCUACUCCUUUUUUGCUACUUCUAAAGAUGUUUGUAUUGGACCUGUUGCAGUCAUGUCUCUACAAACCGCCAAAGUCAUUGCAGAUGUCACGGCAAAAUACCCAGAUGGAGAUCCUGCCAUUACUGGUCCUGUUAUUGCAACAACACUGGCGCUGUUAUGUGGGAUCAUUUCAGCGGCCAUUGGUUUCUUACGUUUAGGUUUUCUCGUUGAAUUGAUUUCUCUAAAUGCUGUUGCUGGAUUUAUGACCGGGUCCGCCUUCAAUAUCCUAUGGGGUCAAGUACCAGCACUUAUGGGUUAUAAUAGUCUGGUUAAUACGAGAGCAGCCACUUACAAAGUUGUCAUAGAAACCUUGAAACAUUUGCCAGAUACUAAACUGGAUGCAGUAUUUGGGCUCAUUCCACUUUUCCUUCUUUACGUUUGGAAAUGGUGGUGCGGGACAUAUGGUCCAAUAUUGAACGACAGGUAUAAUUCUAAAAAUCCAAGAUUGCACAAAAUUUUAAAGUGGACAUAUUUCUACGCCCAAGCUUCCAGAAAUGGUGUCAUUAUUGUUGUGUUCACUUGUAUCGGUUGGGCUAUUACAAGAGGCAAAUCCAAAUCGGAAAGACCCAUAAGUAUUCUAGGCUCUGUUCCAUCUGGUUUAAAAGAGGUUGGUGUUUUCCACGUUCCAUCCGGAUUAAUGUCUAAGCUUGGUCCAAACUUACCUGCAUCAAUUAUUGUGUUAUUGUUAGAACAUAUAGCCAUCUCGAAAUCUUUCGGUAGAAUCAACGAUUAUAAAGUAGUCCCUGAUCAAGAGUUGAUUGCUAUUGGUGUUUCAAAUCUUUUGGGUACCUUUUUCAACGCUUAUCCUGCUACUGGUUCAUUUUCAAGAUCCGCUUUAAAGGCCAAGUGUAAUGUCCGUACUCCAUUGUCUGGUUUGUUUUCUGGAUCCUGUGUUCUUUUAGCGCUAUAUUGUUUGACUGGUGCAUUCUUUUACAUUCCAAAGGCCACUUUAUCUGCAGUUAUUAUUCAUGCUGUCUCUGAUCUUUUGGCUUCUUACCAAACCACUUGGAACUUCUGGAAAAUGAACCCAUUAGAUUUCAUAUGUUUCAUCGUUACAGUAUUAAUCACGGUAUUUGCCUCUAUCGAGGAUGGUAUUUAUUUCGCUAUGUGCUGGUCAUGUGCAAUGCUCCUCUUAAAAAUGGCAUUCCCAGCCGGAAAAUUCUUGGGUCGUGUGGAGAUUGCUGAAGUUACUGAUGCUUAUAUCAAAGCAAACUCUGAUGCAGUUAGUUACACAUCUGAAAACAACAACGGCAUUCGUACUUCAGAAGAGGGUGAUGAAUAUGAAAAGGAUAGUUCCACCAAAUAUAUCACAAAUUCUUCAAAGAAAAUAGAAACUAACGUCCAGACGAAGAGCUUUGAUUCACCAUCAUCUUUAAUAACCCAACCCAGAAUGAAAUACCAUACUAAAUGGGUUCCAUUUGAUCACAAAUACACAAGAGAGUUAAACCCGGAUAUCCAAAUUCUCCCCCCACCAGAAGGUGUCCUUGUUUAUAGGCUAUCCGAAAGUUACACCUAUCUCAACUGUUCUAGACAUUACAAUAUCAUAACUGAAAAAGUCAAAGAAGUAACCAGACGUGGUCAAUUAAUUCGCCAUAGGAAGAAAUCGGACCGACCAUGGAAUGAUCCAGGCCCAUGGGAGGCACCUGCUUUCUUAAAGAAUCUGAAAUUUUGGAAGAAAAGAGAAAGCGAUUCAGAAUUUCUGGAAAACGCACCCGACAACUCGAUUGGUACUGAAAGAGAUGAUAGACCGUUAUUAAAAAUACUAUGUUUAGACUUCUCACAAGUGGCACAAACAGAUGCCACAGCCCUUCAAUCAUUAGUUGACUUGAGAAAGGUCAUAAAUCAAUAUGCUGAUAGACAAGUUGAAUUCCAUUUUGUAGGCAUCAUUUCGCCAUGGGUAAAGAGAGGUUUAGUUAGCAGAGGAUUUGGUACUCUAAACGAAGAAUAUAGUGAUGAAUCCAUUGUUGCCGGUCAUACAAGUUAUCACGUCGCAAGAGUACCUCAAAGCAAAGAAAAUUCGGAUAAAUAUAGCGUUUACACUGCUUCGGGAACAAAUCUACCUUUCUUCCAUAUCGAUAUUCCAGAUUUUGCCAAAUGGGAUAUUUAA
Messenger RNA from Saccharomyces mikatae IFO 1815, 2682 nucleotides. RefSeq names its product sulfate permease (gene SUL2). Gene Ontology annotation, biological process: transmembrane transport. Lineage: Eukaryota; Fungi; Ascomycota; Saccharomycetes; Saccharomycetales; Saccharomycetaceae. Bases 1 to 2682 code for a protein of 893 amino acids. Gene Ontology annotation, cellular component: membrane. Gene Ontology annotation, molecular function: secondary active sulfate transmembrane transporter activity. The record is from RefSeq and is a predicted model, not a curated record. The transcript has a single exon.